This is a messenger RNA of Salarias fasciatus (jewelled blenny), 3180 nucleotides long. It is a transcript of the gene atg7, whose product is annotated as ATG7 autophagy related 7 homolog (S. cerevisiae). Gene Ontology annotation, molecular function: Atg12 activating enzyme activity; Atg8 activating enzyme activity. Lineage: Eukaryota; Metazoa; Chordata; Actinopteri; Blenniiformes; Blenniidae. Gene Ontology annotation, cellular component: phagophore assembly site; cytoplasm. Gene Ontology annotation, biological process: cellular response to nitrogen starvation; protein modification by small protein conjugation; autophagosome assembly. The record is from RefSeq and is a predicted model, not a curated record.
GAGUCACAGUGCUGACCUCAAAAGACACAGCCUGACAAGAAUCAGCAAUAAAACCCAAGUUAUAGACGAUCUCUGUUCCACUGGGAAAGUGGCAAAAAUCCAUUUGUGUGAGGAGGAUUUACUGAGAGGCCGAGCAGAGGUUGAGCCUUCAUUUCUCGAGGCGGAGAUGGCGUCCGACUCCGGUGAAGCAGCUUCGUCCAGCGCAGAGCUCAAGCUGCAGUUCGCUCCUUUCAGCAGCGCUCUGGAGGCCGGCUUCUGGCACCAGCUCACUCAGAAGAAGCUCAACGACUACAGACUGGACGAGAGUCCAAAAUGUAUCAAAGGAUACUACUACAACGGUGAUCCUGUUGGCUUGCCCACCCGCUUAACUCUGGAGUUCAGUGCGUUUGAUAUUGACGGUCCGACUCCGGCUCGCUGCUGUCCGGCUGUGGGAACGCUGUACAACACCAACACUCUCGACGCCUUCAAGACCACCGAUAAGAAGGCAUUGCUGGAGAAAGAAGCCAGAGAGAUCUGGGAUGCGAUCCAGUCCGGUGCAGCAUUAAAGGACCCGUCUAUCCUCUGCAGAUUCAUCCUUCUGACCUUUGCAGAUUUGAAGAAGUAUCACUUCUACUACUGGUUCUGUUUCCCAGCACUUUGUUUCCCGGAGGGGAUAAAGAUCGUCCAGCGGCCCGCCGUUUUAGAACAAGUGUUUUCAGCAAAGCAGAUCGCGGCCCUGCAGGAAGCCUAUGAUGGGCUGUGUGUCCAGAAAGGCAUCACCGCGGUUCCUUACUUCUUAAUGAAGUACUCGGCCGACGCUGUUCAGCUGGCUCCGCUCGGCGACUGGGAGACUUUUUACACGGACAUGAAGAAGGUCACUGUGGGCGUUUACGAUCCGUGCACUCUGUCGCAACAUCCCGGCUGGCCUCUGAGGAAUCUGCUGGUCCUCCUAGCUAACCAAUGGGGCUCUAAGGUGGACACAGUGGAGGUGCUGUGUUUCAGGGACCGGACGAUGCAGGGGAGCCGCUCCAUCCAGCACAGUGUCACCUUCCAGGUCAAACUGCCUGAACUCCCCAACAGCUCAGUGUGUCCGAAGAGUGUUGGCUGGGAGAAAAACCCGAAGGGAGUGAUGGGGCCCAGGAUGGUGAACCUCAGUGAAUGCAUGGAUCCCAAAAGGCUCGCGGAGUCGUCAGUGGACCUGAACCUGAAGCUGAUGAGGUGGCGGCUCGUUCCCACUCUGGAUUUAGACAAAGUGGUCAACACCAAGUGUCUCCUCCUCGGAGCGGGGACGCUCGGAUGCAACGUGGCCAGAACUCUCAUGGGCUGGGGCGUGAGGCACAUCUCAUUUGUAGACAAUGCAAAGAUCUCGUACUCCAAUCCGGUCCGACAGCCGCUCUACGAGUUCGAGGACUGCCUCGGAGGAGGGAAGUCUAAAGCCAUGGCGGCUGUGGAGCGACUCACGAAGAUCUUUCCUGGUGUGAAUGCGGAGGGCUACAACAUGAGCAUUCCCAUGCCGGGCCAUCCGGUGAAUUUCUCCCAGGCCACUCUGUCCCAGGCCCAGAGGGAUGUGGAGCAGCUGGAGAAGCUCAUCUCAGAGCACGAUGUGGUGUUUUUACUGAUGGACACCAGGGAAAGCCGCUGGCUGCCGACAGUGAUCGCUGCCAGCAAGAGGAAGCUGGUGGUGAACGCUGCUCUGGGCUUUGACACGUUUGUCGUGAUGCGUCACGGCCUGAAGAAGCCUGCCGCCAGUCAGAGCGUCUCCACGGCGGCGGACUCCUCCCCGUCCUGCUCCUCCGCCUCGUCCUCGUCCUCCACGCCGGCCGGCUCCGCGCCCAGUGUCCCGGUGUCGUCUCUCUUCUCCAACAUCCCCGGACACAAGCUGGGCUGCUACUUCUGCAACGAUGUGGUGGCGCCAGGAGACUCCACCAGAGACCGGACCCUGGACCAGCAGUGCACCGUCAGCAGGCCGGGCCUCGCCAUGAUCGCCGGAGCCCUGGCCGUGGAGAUGAUGGUGUCCAUCCUGCAGCACAGCGAAGGAGGCUACGCGGUGGCCAGCAGCAGCGACGACAGGAUGAACGAACCCCCCACCUCUCUGGGUCUUGUGCCACAUCAGAUCCGAGGCUUUCUCUCCAGGUUCGACAACGUCCUACCCGCCAGCCUGGCCUUUGACAAAUGCACCGCCUGCUCUCCCAUCGUCCUGGAUCACUACGAGAGGGAAGGCUUUAACUUUCUCUCCAAGGUUUUCAAUUCCUCCCACUCCUUCCUGGAGGACCUGACAGGCCUGACUCUGUUGCAUCAGGAAACACAAGCUGCAGAGAUUUGGGACAUGAGUGACGAUGAGAGCAUCUGACGGGACUGGAGGAAGGCAGAGAUGGAGGAAGAUGAAGGACCCCACACUCCCGUCUAUAUUCUAUCUUUAUGGGUUUUUUUUUUUUUUCUCAUGGUAACCCAACAGCAAAAAACAACAAACCAACAUCUUUAAAUGUAGCUGAAAGCUUUCACAGUUUCUCUCGUGGUUGUCCUGAUUACACAGAAAACUCAGCCUUCAAAUAACUCCUUGAAAUAAUUCGGACGUCUUAAAUAUUCAGUGAAUGUUUGUCACUUUUACACAAGAAAAUACAGUGAAGCUCGGACAGAUUGCUUCUUUUCUAAUGUGUCGAAGUGUUGGAUUAACAGGAAUGUACUUCUUGAUGUGGGGGGGUGUGUGUGUGUGGGGGGGGGGGGGGGUUGUUGAUAUUUGUGUGUUUGAAUGAUUUUCUCUGCAUGGUAUUAAUUUUCACAGUUAAUGUGUUUACUCAGGAGUCUUUUGGCAGAACUGUUGCAGCAUCUGCUCACUCAUUCAGCGAAAAGUUCAAAAAUAGCAAACACAUCCGCCGUCUGGAGACACGUACAGUACCGCUGAUGUUAGAACCUGCACACACACACACACACACACACACACACACACACACACACACACACAUUUGUGCAGAUGAUUUAAGAAGCAGUGCGACUCUUGUGGCGCACAGGUUUGUGCAUUUUACUGUCUUUUCUAACUCUUGUCUGUGUUUUCAGUGCACCCACGUGUAUUUCUGCUCGGAUAUUUGUAAGAGUGUGAUGAGAUAAAGUUUACGGAGAGGGGAUGAUGUGUCUGUUCAGAUAAUUCCUAUCGGUCUUUACAUAAUCAUGGAACUGGAAUAAAGGUUGUCUCUCUUUAUUUCU